GGUGGCGGCGGACUGUGCCGGCCUGGCGCUGGGCCGCCAUGGGCAAUCUGUUCGGCCGUAAGAAGCAGAGCCGGGUCACCGAGCAGGACAAGGCCAUCCUGCAACUGAAGCAGCAGCGGGACAAGCUGAGGCAGUACCAGAAGAGGGUCACACAGCAGCUGGAGCGGGAGCGGGCCCUGGCACGGCAACUGCUGCGAGAUGGCAGGAAAGAACGGGCCAAGCUGCUGCUCAAGAAGAAGCGGUACCGGGAACAGCUUCUGGACAGGACAGAGAACCAGAUCAGCAGCCUAGAGGCCAUGGUGCAGAGCAUCGAGUUCACACAGAUCGAGAUGAAGGUGAUGGAGGGGCUGCAGGUGGGGAACGAGUGUCUCAACAAGAUGCACCAGGUGAUGUCCAUAGAGGAAGUGGAGAGAAUCCUGGAUGAGACCCAAGAGGCCGUAGAGUACCAGCGGCAAAUAGAUGAGCUGCUGGCAGGGAGCUUCACGCAGGAGGACGAGGACGCCAUUCUGGAGGAGCUGGAUGCAAUCACUCAGGAACAAUUUGAACUACCAGAGGUUCCUACAGAGCCCCUUCCUGAAUCAAACCCAGAAAAAGCCCCUGUCAAAACCAGACCCAGGCAGGCAGAGCUGGUGGCAGCCUCAUAACUUGGCCUCUUACGGGACUCACAGGGACUCCCCAAGGACUGACCCACAGAAAAUUGCCUGCAGGGCGGCCCUCGAGGGCUCCCAGGAGGCUGACAUAGGCCGGGCUGGCAAGCAUGGACAGUGCUGACGGCAGAGCAACGGCACACACGGGGCUCGCACAUCAGGACAACUCCACAGUGUUUCCCUCACAGUCUAGUCUGAACGCUCUGUGGUGCUGUUUCCUUGCUCUCAUUUCUGGAUUAAACAGCCACAUUCAAGCCCUAGGCCAGGCCAAGGUUCUGGCAGCUGUGGUUCCCACGGUGACCACCCAGGCCUGUGCUCCUGGUGCUGUUCAAACUGCUGACCCUGUCCCCUGUAGCUUGCACUCCUCUGGGGAAAAUGCCCUCAGACUGGGGGUUCCUCUACUUCCUCUUCACUUCUUUGCCGCUCCCAUUAGCUGGUAGGGGGCUUUCAUUAAGGGGUCCUGCCCUUACUUGGCAUCUCAACAUCUCUCAGCUUCUGUGCAGGCUAAGGGUGGAAACCCAGGAAACGAGUUUUCUAAACCUCUCGGUGCCUCUUCUUUGGCACUCCAGACUCAAGCCUCUUGUAUCUGGGGGAGGUGGGCCAUGAGCCGUGCCUGCUGGAUCGACAACUUCAGAAGCCCCAACUUCCUGCUUCAACACUCGUGGGUCUCACACAAAGAAAAGACAUCCCAAAUGUGCAGCAAGACCCUGCUCCAGCAGGUGUGCCCUGCCUUGUGUCCAAGGGGAUCCUGGACCCUGAGCCACCAGCAGCUAAGGCAAGAGGCCCAGAGCCUGGAAGUGACUUCUCGUACUUGGCACUGUUUGUUUCUGGACAGUCUCUCCGGGUUUCCACGGGUCUGUGAGCAGCACAGACCCCAGAAGGCCUCACACACCUUUGGGGCCCACCAGGAACAGAGAGGCACCUCUUCCUAACCCCAAACAGGUUGGCCCCUGUAUUAAAGUUGGCCCCCAGCAUGGUUUUCUGUUCCGUCUUGGGCCUGGUUGGUAUCUUAGCGUGGUUCCCUCUGGCUUUGGCUACACAGGUAGGCUAGAGUGUGGUUUCUGCUCUCAUGACCUAAGACACAACUUCUUGGUCACCAUGCCUGGACAAAUCAAAGAUGACACUAAGUCAAUUAGAAGAGGUAGAAGUUCUGGGCUCCCCCUGGUGGUGGACAACGGGCCAGGGGACUCCAGCUUGUGUGGCCCUGGGCCCCAAAGGUCGCCUCUGGGCAGCUACACACUUCAAGGGCAGCGCACUGCUCUGGCCACAUCUGAGAAGGCACAAGGGUUGCCCAUCCUCAUUCAUGUGGGGAGUGGCUGGAGUCAGGUCUCAA
Messenger RNA from Castor canadensis (American beaver), 1980 nucleotides. It is a transcript of the gene Chmp6, whose product is annotated as charged multivesicular body protein 6. Gene Ontology annotation, cellular component: ESCRT III complex; multivesicular body. Gene Ontology annotation, biological process: late endosome to vacuole transport via multivesicular body sorting pathway; vesicle budding from membrane. Lineage: Eukaryota; Metazoa; Chordata; Mammalia; Rodentia; Castoridae. The record is from RefSeq and is a predicted model, not a curated record.